Messenger RNA from Drosophila grimshawi, 912 nucleotides. RefSeq lists its product as uncharacterized. The transcript is spliced from 5 exons. The coding region runs from base 1 to 912 and encodes 303 amino acids. NCBI's taxonomy places the organism in Eukaryota, Metazoa, Arthropoda, Insecta, Diptera, Drosophilidae. The record is from RefSeq and is a predicted model, not a curated record.
AUGGUCGAGUAUGGUUCGCAUCACUGCAGAGUGAUGCCACAAGAAGACCAUCUCAUGCUGAAUUCAAGAACGUGUCUUAUUUUCUGCCUAGUUAUCUCAUGCGUAGUUUACUUCGGCGAUGCCCAUGGAAGACUUAUUGAGCCACCAAGUAGGGCAUCAGCCUGGCGUUAUGGGUUCCAGACACCGCCAGAUUACAAUGAUCACGAACUUUAUUGCGGUGGCUUUACUCGACAGUGGAAACGCAAUGGUGGCAAAUGUGGAGAGUGUGGCGAUGCCUGGGACUUGUCCGAGCCACGGCCUCAUGAAAAUGGAGGUCAAUGGGGCCAGGGUGUAGUUGUACGAAGUUAUUUGCCAGGCUCGGAGAUGACAAUUCGGGUGGAGUUGACUGCCAGUCAUAUGGGAUAUUUUGAGUUUAGAUUAUGCGAAAAACCAGCUGCUAAACAGUUUUGCCUUGAUAAAAAUGUCCUGCAUUUAAUUCGCGGCUCCCCCUCGCAGCAUCAUCCAACAGACUUGGACACUCGGUUCUAUCCCCGUAAUGGGAGUCGCAUUUAUGAAAUCACCGCACGCUUGCCUGAUCUGCUAUGCAAUCAAUGUGUGCUGCAGUGGCGUUACAUAGCCGGAAAUAAUUGGGGGCUAUGUGAGGAUGGCAGCGGUGCAGUUGGCUGUGGUCCACAGGAGGAGUUUCGCGCAUGCUCAGACAUAGCAAUAACUACAGAUGCCCGUAUUCCAAAUCGUCCCGUUCGACCAGUGCAUCGUACUACAACACCACCUACGACUCCGAAGAGUGACCAAGUAGAAUUGGAUGACGAACAACACUUCACUUGCCUCCAGCUUCAAACCUUUAAUAUAAGUCACUCAAGGAUCUUUCAAGCGCGACUUGAUUUCCAACUGAAGUUCCAUUUUCACUUUUAA